Molecule: messenger RNA, 1405 nt
Organism: Rubroshorea leprosula
Lineage: Eukaryota; Viridiplantae; Streptophyta; Magnoliopsida; Malvales; Dipterocarpaceae
Source: the annotation of a GenBank genome assembly
CGACGACUCCAAGCUAUACCAGAGCUCCCUUCAGCCUUCCCUACGCAGCUCACUCUCUCCACUCUCCAUGGCUCCUGCGCUCGUCCAAACCGUCGUGAAACCAGUCGAGAUCGCCAAACCUGCCACCUUGCCGACCCGGGCGUAUGUUACCUUUUUGGCUGGAAAUGGCGAUUACGUGAAAGGCAUCGUGGGGUUAGCCAAGGGGUUGAGAAGGGUCAAAACCGCAUACCCAUUAGUGGUUGCGGUUUUGCCCGACGUACCGGAGGAGCAUAGACGGAUCCUUGAGAACCAGGGGUGUAUUGUCCGUGAGAUCGAACCUGUUUACCCGCCCGAGAACCAAACCCAGUUCGCCAUGGCUUAUUACGUUAUCAACUAUUCCAAGCUCCGUAUCUGGGAGUUUGUGGAGUAUGGUAAAAUGAUAUACUUGGAUGGAGAUAUUCAAGUGUAUGACAACAUCGAUCACCUGUUUGAUCUUCCCGGUGGGUAUUUCUACGCCGUGAUGGAUUGUUUCUGUGAGAAAACAUGGAGCCACACCCCACAGUACAAGAUCGGGUACUGCCAACAGUGUCCAGACAAAGUUCAGUGGCCGGUGGAAAUGGGUCAGCCCCCAGCUCUCUACUUCAACGCCGGUAUGUUCGUUUUCGAGCCUAACCUUGCAACAUACGAUGACCUCCUCAACACUCUCAAAGUCACCACUCCUACCCCAUUUGCUGAACAGGACUUUUUGAACAUGUUCUUCAAGGACAUUUACAAGCCCAUUCCGAAUGUUUACAACCUUGUACUGGCCAUGUUAUGGCGUCAUCCGGAGAAUGUGGAGCUGGACAAAGUGAAAGUUGUUCACUACUGCGCAGCGGGAUCGAAGCCCUGGAGGUAUACAGGGAGGGAAGAGAGUAUGCAAAGAGAAGACAUCAAGAUGCUUGUCAAGAAAUGGUGGAACAUUUACAACGACGAAUCACUGGAUUACAAGAAGCCAGUCGUGGCGGAGGCCGGUGAUGCCGAGCCAGUGAACUUGCAGUCCUUCAUAGCGGCUCUCUCGGAAGCUGGUGCAGUCAGUUAUGUGACUACCCCAUCAGCUGCGUGAAGUGCCAUCAGCGGCAUCUUUCUCCGAGUGAAGAUCAAAAUUAAGGACUACGAUUAAUUGUAGGUACAAAAGGAAAGAGAGUCAAAAUGGAAAUUUCCUUCUACCUUAAGCUAGAAGUUUAGUAGGAUUUUCCUUUCGCUUUUCCCUACUUCUGUGGGGUCUUGGUUGGGCUUGUCUGUCUAUAGUGUGUGCUUUAGUGCGUAUUGUGAACGGAUACGUCUGCAGAAAUCGGCCAUUGUAAUCUUUAUUUAUUUAUUUGUUAUUGUUGAAGGGAAGAUUCGAAUCUUAUAUUUUUAAAUUAUAAUAUAAAAAAAAAUUUAUAGG